This is a messenger RNA of Schizophyllum commune H4-8, 1513 nucleotides long. It is a transcript of the gene EGC1, whose product is annotated as glycoside hydrolase family 5 protein. Gene Ontology annotation, molecular function: beta-glucosidase activity. The record is from RefSeq and is a predicted model, not a curated record. The transcript has 6 exons. NCBI's taxonomy places the organism in Eukaryota, Fungi, Basidiomycota, Agaricomycetes, Agaricales, Schizophyllaceae. Bases 10 to 1434 code for a protein of 474 amino acids. Gene Ontology annotation, biological process: glucan catabolic process. Gene Ontology annotation, cellular component: extracellular region; cell surface.
UAGGGAACGAUGUCGCUCCUCAAAGUCUCCGGGACCAAGAUCGUCGACGAGCAGGACCAGGAGGUUAUCCUACGCGGCGCGGGACUGGGCGGGUGGAUGAACAUGGAGAACUUCAUCACCGGCUACCCCGCGACCGAGGCUGCCAUCCGCGAAGCACUCACGGAGACGAUUGGGCAGGAGAAGGCGGAUUUCUUCUUUGACAAGUUCCUCGAAUACUUCUUCCAAGACGAGGACGCCGCAUUCUUCAAGAGCCUAGGGCUGAACUGCAUCCGCUUGCCGUUCAACUAUCGUCACUUCGAGGAUGACAUGAACCCUCGCGUGCUCAAGGAGUCUGGCUUCAAGCACCUUGACCGCGUCAUCGACAUCUGCUCCAAGCACGGCAUCUACACAAUUCUCGACCUGCACACCGCGCCUGGUGGGCAGAACACGGACUGGCACUCGGACCACGGCGGGCAUAUUGCGAACUUCUGGAACCACAAGGACCACCAGGACCGCGUAAUCUGGCUUUGGGAGAAGCUUGCGGAGCACUACAAGGGAAACAAGUGGAUUGCUGGCUACAACCCCCUCAACGAGCCCACGGACCCCAAGCAGACGCGCCUCAUCGACUUCUACAACCGCGUCCACGCCGCCAUCCGCGCCGUCGACCCCGACCAUGCCCUCUUCUUCGACGGCAACACCUUCGCCUCUGACUUCUCGCACUUCGGCGAGGCACAGAAGGGGUGGGACAACACCGCGUACGCGAUCCACGACUACUCGCUGUUUGGGUUCCCGCGGAUGGAGGAGUACGCGGGGACGGACCUGCAGAAGCACAGGAUGAAGCGGUCGUACGAGAAGAAGCGGCAGUGGAUGGACGAGCGGGGGUUGUGUGUGUGGAAUGGGGAGUUCGGGCCGGUGUAUGCGAGGAGGCAGUAUGAUGGGGAGGAGACGGAUGCGAUUAAUGCGAGGCGGUACCAGGUGUUGAAGGAUCAGCUGCAGUUGUACAACAAGGACCGCCUGAGCUGGACGAUCUGGUUGUACAAGGACAUCGGCUACCAGGGCAUGAUCUACACCGACCUCUCGACGCCGUACAUGACGCUCUUCAAGGACUUCCUCGCCAAGAAGCAGCGCCUCGCCGUCGACGCCUGGGGCUCCGACGACAGCGCCGUCCACCAGUUCUACGACCCGCUCGUGCAGCACAUCAAGGACGAGAUCCCGGAGAAGUACCAGAACCUGUAUCCGCACCCCGUCUGGAAGCUCGAGAGCCGCGUCACCCGGCUCGCGCGCAACAUCCUCGUCGCGGAGUUCAUGGUGCAGGAGUGGGCGGACCACUUUGUGGGGAAGAGCUUCGAGGAGCUGGACGCGCUUGCGGCGAGCUUCAAGUACGCGAGCUGCGCGAAGCGGGAGGAUCUGAAUGCGAUUCUGAGGGAGAAUGCGAAGCUGGUGGCGCAGGCGUAGGUGUCGAAGGAAAGUCGAAUGUAGCUUUAUCUAUGUAUUCUUAUGUCUUCUAGUCUAUGUCAUUGACCUCUUUCUCGGA